This is a messenger RNA of Ixodes scapularis (black-legged tick), 1080 nucleotides long. RefSeq names its product protein ALP1-like. The transcript has 3 exons. The record is from RefSeq and is a predicted model, not a curated record. Bases 13 to 1080 code for a protein of 355 amino acids. Lineage: Eukaryota; Metazoa; Arthropoda; Arachnida; Ixodida; Ixodidae.
CCAACCUGAGCCAUGGCGACGUGUGUUUUCGAGGAUCCCUUGGCCUUAGCUGUUUUGAGGUGGGACGAAAUUGAAGAACUCUCCUUUCUGGAUAUGGAGUACCCCGUUCCGCGGAGGUUUAGGUCCGGGCGAGGCUACUUGGAUGUGCUCAACAUAGAUAGUGAAGCUUUCCGCCAUCAGUUUCGUUUUGAGCAGAUGGACUUAAUGGAGCUGUGUAGCGCGCUGCGAGUCCCUCAUACAAUUAGGACGGCCCAGAACGUCGCCAUCCCCGGGCAGGAAGCUCUGUGCAUUCUUCUGCGGAGACCCUCCUACCCCAACCGCCUCUGCGACCUGGAAGGCAUGUUUGGCCGCCACUCUUCGACACUUUCGAGUGCGACGACCGUGGUGCUAAACCAUUUGACGUCCACGUUCGGGCAGCUGACCGCGGAUCUGUCAGCUCACAUGUGGUUGAACCGUGCAAGCUUGGACGAGUUCUCCGAGGCGGUCCGCGCGAAGGGGGCACCUCUUCAGAAUUGCUGGGGUUUCGUUGAUGGAACGGCCCGCCCCAUCUGCCGACCCACGGAGGACCAGCGGCUUUAUUUCUCUGGCCACAAGCGUGUGCACGCCAUCAAGUAUCAGGGCAUCAUGUGUGCCAACGGCAUCAUCGUGGAGAUGAAUGGCCCUUACCCGGGACACCGACACGACGCCGGUAUCCUGCGGCUGAGCGGCCUUUAUGAAAGGCUUGAGGACCUCGUGCAGGGCAGCGUAUACACGAUCUACGGUGACCCUGCCUAUCCUUUGCGGCCUUUGUUGCAGAAACCAUUCAUGGGUGCUAGCUUGACUGCCGCAGAGCAGAACUUUAACAAAAAAAUGAGCAGCGUGAGGCAAGCAGUAGAAUGGGGCUUUGGGAAAGUGUCAACUCUCUUCGCUUUUGUAGAUUUAAAAAAAAAUCAGAAGCACAGGCAGCAGCGCGUGAGCGAUAUGUAUCAGGCUGCAACACUGUUAACAAACUGCCACACGUGCCUGUAUGGCAGCCAAACCUCCACGUUUUUUCAGCUGUCUCCGCCGACGCUGGAUGAAUAUCUUUCACCUCGUUAUUGA